UCUGAUUGGACGAAACAAAGGCUGCUGAGAAAACAGCUCAACAUAAUCGUGUAAUAAUAGAUCUCUGUCUUUAAAGCAAACAGAAUAAUUCACAGUUACUAAGGCUGUCGGGUCGACGUUUACGUAGCGGAGCACAGCAAUUUCGACGCCACUUCCUCUCUUAGUAUAGAUCUACCGAAAGCAACCGAUUCGUCCAGGAUGCAGGCUUUUGGAUUACUGUUGUUCUGCGUCUAUUUCCUCGGGGCUGUUCAAUCAGAACCAAGUAUCGAGAUUUCCGGGAACAAUUAUGUGGAAGAAGGCGCUGUGAUCCGACUGGUAUGCAAAGCGACAGGGCUGGAUUACGCCCCGGACGGUGUGGACUGGUUCUUAGAUGGCUACAAGCUCUCGAACAUUGGGGACAACAGGGUGACAGUCAAGGAGAGUCGUGCUUUGGCUGACAAGUCCAUCAACAGCGUGUUGGAAAUUGCUGACGCGAAAAUGGAUGAUUCCGGCCUUUAUGUGUGUCGCUCUGCCUUGUUGCAGAUAACGUCAGCCUCAGUCCGUAUUCUCAAAGCCAACCAGUACAAUUCAAAAAGAGGAGGUAUGAUUUUGCCUACACGACCAGAAAGGAGUACCUCAACUGUAAAAGCCCCAGACAGUUUUGAAGAUCAGAUGACAGAGAGCGGCGGGGUGGCACUCCAUCAACUUUGUACAUUUCCACACCUUCCCGUUACACUCAUGAUGUGUGUUGCCUUAUGGGCCUUACGUCACAGAGACUUGCUAGUCUAGGCUGCUCAAUUUGAGCUGAGAUGUAGCCCUUUUUAUGUCCCUAUCACGUCUUCCCUUAGCCCUAAUCUGAACAGUGUCUUUGACUUAUAUCUGAAUUUAAUACUGGCGUAUGGUCAGGGUAUGUUUAACACCAUUCCUCAAUGUACGCACUUUUAAUUAAAACAUUCUAUUGAAGUCAUGUAUUUUCUCAUUGACGAUUUUGUUUUACUAUAUUAUUAUUAGGGUUUUCGUGUUGUAUUUUAAUAUGUAGCCAUCUGCAUCCAAUAAUGCUGUUUGAGCGCGAAUAAAACAGACGAUGUUGAAAGAUAGGGGGAAUGGGUGAGGUGUUAAUAGCUCAACUAUCACUUCUAUUAGCGGACAAAAACGCCUCGUAUAAGAAAAUAAUUUUGACAGAAAAAGAGUCCUGUGUAACUCACAAAUAUGAUCUUACCAAGAUUUGGAAAUAAGAAAUUAGCAAACUAGUUCAAUUUCUUUAAAGACUUUAGUUUGUCUGAAUAAGAUUUCUUUUUAAUAAGAUUCGAUGUCUUUAAAAGACGCAAACUGGAAUAUAAGAAAAUGAUACCUUCUAUUUAAUGGGUUGUCGAGCAACUUUCGGCCCCUCGGUGACAAAAAAAUACAUUGGUUGACAAGAAAAACACUAGUGAAGAGAACAUAGAACAUAAUGAGCAUAAAAUCUUUAAGACUUCUUUUGGGUGGAUUUAACCAAAUCGGCAAUCAUAUUAUUAUGAGAACACUUGAAUUGGGAAUAUGGGAUAAUGGGGCACUUGGUCAAUGCUCCCUUAAAUUUUUACUAUGUUCCACAGCAUUGUAUCAUCUCGAACACCUGAAGGUAUAAUCUCUGCCUCAGAGCUUGGCAUGACUGUAAUGACGUGCAUUUUGCCCUAACAUUUACCCCGGUCCUUAGUGAUGGUCAACACUAUGCACUGUCCACCCUGUGAGCCGAACACCUUGCCGUCGAAAAUUCCCUUCAUAGUGAUCUGGUAGCGUUUUAUAUGACCAGACUAGUGAUGCUUCAUUUUGUUUUUAUUUUAAGUAUAUGGUUUUCAUUACGUAGAAUUUCACUGUUGUUCAAAAAUGACAAUGAAAAUGUGUCCCUUUUCAAUGCAUCCUAUUUCAUACAAGUAUCCAUUAAUUAAAUGACUUAAACAGUUUGCGUUGUUUGGAAUUGAGUUUGUUUUAAAUCAUGUAUCUUUUGUACCAUUUCAAACAUUAGUUGUCAUAAACAACAAAUACUUUUGUUUUC
Aplysia californica (California sea hare) is the source of this 2011-nucleotide messenger RNA. Its product is annotated as Ig heavy chain V region 441. NCBI's taxonomy places the organism in Eukaryota, Metazoa, Mollusca, Gastropoda, Aplysiida, Aplysiidae. Bases 199 to 768 code for a protein of 189 amino acids. The transcript has 5 exons. The record is from RefSeq and is a predicted model, not a curated record.